AUGUCUGCCAAAGUGCCUCGUAACUUCCGACUGCUCGAAGAACUAGAGAAAGGCGAGAAGGGCUUGGGCGCAGAGGCAUGCUCCUACGGUCUGGCUGACGGCGAUGACCUGAUGAUGACCAACUGGAAUGGCACUAUCCUGGGACCUCCUCAUAGCGCACAUGAGAACCGGAUCUACAGUGUCAACAUCCAUUGCGGAGAUGACUACCCAGACAAGCCACCUGUUCUACAAUUCGUCUCCAAGAUCAACGUUCCUUGUGUCGAUCAGAGAACCGGCAAGGUUGAUCCCACAAAACUUCCGUGCCUUGCAAGUUGGCGCCGUGAGUACACUAUGGAAACAGUUCUGAUUGAGCUGAGACGGUACAUGGCACUUCCCCAGAACAAGAAACUACCUCAGCCGCCCGAGGGCACGACCUUCUGA
This is a messenger RNA of Cyphellophora europaea CBS 101466, 420 nucleotides long. RefSeq lists its product as uncharacterized. The transcript has 5 exons. NCBI's taxonomy places the organism in Eukaryota, Fungi, Ascomycota, Eurotiomycetes, Chaetothyriales, Cyphellophoraceae. Gene Ontology annotation, biological process: DNA damage tolerance; protein K63-linked ubiquitination. The coding region runs from base 1 to 420 and encodes 139 amino acids. Gene Ontology annotation, cellular component: nucleus. The record is from RefSeq and is a predicted model, not a curated record.